This is a messenger RNA of Nyctereutes procyonoides (raccoon dog), 5561 nucleotides long. RefSeq names its product WD repeat domain 37 (gene WDR37). NCBI's taxonomy places the organism in Eukaryota, Metazoa, Chordata, Mammalia, Carnivora, Canidae. Gene Ontology annotation, molecular function: protein binding. Bases 1423 to 2913 code for a protein of 496 amino acids. The record is from RefSeq and is a predicted model, not a curated record. The transcript is spliced from 14 exons. Gene Ontology annotation, cellular component: preribosome, large subunit precursor.
GGGCCCCUACUCGCCGGGCCGUCACUCCCUCCCUGGGACCCGGGGGCCCUGCGCGCCCGACCGCACGUCACACCCCCGUUCACCCCAUAAGCCCUACACGUCACAGCCGCUCGAUAUUAAAACACGAAAUAGCAAAAUCUGUUAACUGGUCAUUUAAAAAAAAUUCGUUUAUCUGCUUAGAUCUUAAAAAUAUAAAAAUAACUAAAGUUCCCAUCAGGUAACGCUCAUUUAUUCCAAGAAAUUGAAUAAAGACUGAAUAAAGUGUGCUUUAUUCUUAAUUCCGAUUGCCUGUGAAAUUAUUUUGUGUUUCAAUACGUAUCAACCGUGUACGAGCGCACGUUCCUUCCUCUCCCGCCCGUGGGACUUGGGCUGUGGCCCGAGGCAGGAGCAGCUGCGGGGCUUCGUGUCCGGCCUCGGGGCACCGUCACCGCAGCCUUCGGGAACCUCGGCUUCCUCUUCUGUAUUGAUCCCUAAACUAUGCCAGAAACUUUAGGACUUAUAUUAGUGUUUGUUCGUUCAUUUAAAGACGGUGAUAAACACAAACCGACAACAUUUCGAUGAACCUGUUCUCCAAACAAGCACCAUCCGAAGAGGCAGCGGAGAGGUUGACCCUUGCAGGCAUCCCGGGCCCCCGCCGUGGCUCAGGUCCACGAAGAAACUCGCUUCCCGGAGAUACCCUGGAGAAGCGGCAAGCAGCUCAGCCUUUUCCGAUGAUAAUGGUCAUUCUUUUUUGAUGACACAGCAGGACACCACAGGUAGUUUUUUGGCUCCACGUCUGACCCCCGGGGGCCCCUCUCAUGCGUUAUUCUGCGAUAUCAGGUCACUUGGAAAACCCCUAAACUACGCAAGUGCUGCAGGUGUCAGCCCACCUCGCCGCUCCGUACCCAUCGCCUGUCCCAUCAGCAAGUUCCGCGAGAAGCCGUCAAGGCCUUGGCGGACAGCGAGGGAGCUCGCCGGGUCCGUGCCCCAGUUUCUGGGGGCUGAGCAAACAAACUAGUGUUUGCUGAGCACUGGUCUUCACCGUCCCGUGCAGCCGCAGCCCCGGACCCCGCCUGCGGCCCCGCAGGCAGGCCAGGCCCCUGACCCCGCGCCCGGGUCGGGCCGCUCGGCGCUCGGCCGCGGGGGUGGGCGCCCCGGGGGAGCAGCUGAUGCUGUUGUCGCCCGCGAGCCAAUGGCGAACCCCGGCCCCGGAGAGGAGCGCGCGUGAGUCAUCUCUGCGGAGGAGCCGCAACGUUCAUAGCUGCCCCCGCCCCGGCGCCGCCGCCACAUCCCGGCCCGCGGCCCGCAGCCGCCCGCAGCCGCCCGCAGCCGUCCGCAGCCUCCCGCAGCCGCCCCCGGCCCGAUGGCUGCGACCUCUGCGACCCCCGCGGGACCCCGCCGCGCUUAUUGCAGGAGGGAGCAGGACAUCACCUUCUAGAAGUAAUGCCCACAGAAAGCGGGACUUGCUCUGCUGCUCGCCAAGCAAAACAGAAACGCAAAUCUCACAGCCUUUCCAUACGAAGAACUAACAGCUCCGAGCAAGAGAGGACAGCUCUGCCCAGAGAAAUGUUGGAAGGACAGGAUUCUAAGCUGCCUUCCUCGGUUCGCAGUACACUUCUGGAACUGUUUGGUCAAAUAGAGAGAGAGUUUGAAAACCUUUAUAUUGAAAACUUAGAACUGCGUAGGGAAAUCGAGACUCUGAAUGAGCGCUUAGCGGCUGAAGGACAAGCCAUCGACGGUGCGGAACUGAGUAAGGGCCAGCUCAAAACGAAAGCCAGCCACAGCACCAGCCAGCUCUCUCAGAAACUGAAGACCACAUACAAGGCCUCCACCAGCAAGAUCGUCUCCAGCUUCAAGACCACCACGUCGAGGGCCGUGUGCCAGCUUGUGAAGGAAUACAUUGGCCACAGGGAUGGCAUCUGGGACGUCAGCGUGGCGAGGACACAGCCCGUGGUGCUGGGCACUGCGUCUGCUGAUCACACGGCUCUGCUGUGGAGUAUAGAGACGGGGAGGUGCCUGGUCAAGUACUCGGGCCACGUGGGGUCAGUAAAUUCUAUAAAGUUUCAUCCUUCAGAGCAGUUGGCUCUUACUGCUUCUGGAGAUCAGACCGCCCACAUUUGGAGUUACGCUGUCCAGCUGCCGACACCCCAGCCCAUUGCCGACACUACUCAGCAGAUAUGUGGCGAAGACGAAGUAGAGUGCUCUGAUAAAGACGAGCCUGAUGUAGACGCAGACGUGUCGAGCGACUGUCCUACCAUCCGGGUGCCACUCACCUCUCUUAAGAGCCACCAGGGAGUGGUCAUAGCUGCUGACUGGCUGGUUGGGGGGAAGCAGGUGGUGACGGCCUCCUGGGACAGGACGGCGAAUCUGUUCGACGUGGAGACAGCAGAACUUGUUCACUCUCUGACAGGGCAUGACCAGGAGCUAACGCACUGUUGCACACACCCCACCCAGCGGCUUGUGGUGACCUCCUCCCGGGACACGACUUUCCGUCUUUGGGAUUUCAGGGACCCUUCCAUCCACUCCGUGAAUGUCUUCCAGGGCCAUACGGACACCGUGACAUCUGCCGUGUUCACCGUGGGAGAUAAUGUUGUUUCGGGCAGCGAUGACCGCACGGUGAAGGUCUGGGACUUAAGGAAUAUGAGGUCCCCCAUUGCGACUAUUCGCACGGACUCUGCCAUCAACAGGAUCAAUGUAUGUGUUGGCCAAAAAAUCAUUGCCCUCCCACAUGACAACCGACAAGUGAGGUUGUUUGACAUGUCAGGUGUGAGGCUAGCGCGGCUCCCCCGAAGCAGCCGGCAGGGCCACAGAAGAAUGGUAUGCUGCUCGGCGUGGAGCGAGGACCACCCCAUGUGCAAUCUGUUCACCUGUGGCUUUGACAGGCAGGCCAUUGGCUGGAGCAUCAACAUCCCUGCAUUGUUACAAGAGAAAUAAGGUUGCCGGCGUCCUCUGCGGCGUAGUUGGCCAUGGACCUGUGGACUGCUGCCGCUUUUCUCAUAUUGGUCAAGCCCUUUUUGUGAGAGUUGCACCCUGGAAAGGGCGGUUUGUAUGUUCUUUUCUCAUUGUACCGAGCUUGCAUGAAAUGUACAGCAAAAUGUAUGGUCACAUGUCUUAUUUUCGUCUCGUGUGUGUCGGCACCCUCUGGUCAGUGGACAUGAAGCCCCUUCCCUGUAGCACGUCGUGUGUUGUGAGUUCCGGGCGAUUGACAGGUGACAGGAGGGCAUUACGUUUGCGUGAGUUCAGUGUGAACCUGUGUACUUACUGUGAGGCGUACGCAGUCUGUGGCAUUUCUGGAGUAAUUAGACAUACCUACCUUGUACCGGGACGGGCCCGGGGCUGCGUUUGCAGGGGCUGACGGAUGGCAGGCGUGACGGAAGAUUUCAUGUUUACUUCUGUUUGAGGGUUUCGCAUGUGCUGUGUGUAACUCAGCUUCACCUCUGUAUUCUGGUAUAGUUAAUGUAAAAUUUACCUGGAAUUUAGAAGUUAACAAAAACAAUGCCGACUUUGCAAUGUUUGGAAAGUUUUUUUGAAAAGAAAACGUUUCUGCUCUUUUUAUAGAAAAUCAUUUCAAUCUCCUGAGGUCUCAGUUUAGCAAAUUCAAAAAUAGGAUGAUUCUAAUCACUGAUUUCAGUUAUUAAGCAAAAUUUAAAGCACUUUAGUUUAUAGCUGUGGUUAUAAACAGUUUUUAGAAGUUACAAAUGAGUUAUCCAGUGAAUGUGACUUGAGCUUUUAAGAAGACCCUGCCUGCUACCUGAAGACAAAACCUUAUUUAUUUUAUACACUUUGGUUUGCAUAUUUCUAAAUGAGUUCACUUCCUUGGUGGUGUUUGAGAGCCAACAAUGCAAAUAAAUGAGUACUACCUCAAAAAUCAAUGUAUUUGGAAAAUGGAGUCUCACUGUUGCCUAGCUAGAGCACUUUUGACUUACAGCUGGAAUGCCGAAUUCAGUUAGGAGGGCAAGGAGGACAAUCACAGCAGGCGCAUCCGAGGAGGAAAGCUCUCCCGUUAGCUGACAAGGUGGGAGCCGAAACCAUGCUUCACGGGGUACCAAGGUGUUCCUGUUUCAGCAGCUGGGACACCUCUCAGUGCCAGUCCUUUCACUGCCUGGGCGAGCCUGUCACUCUUGCCUUCUUAGGCGUUACUGUCGUCUGGUGUUCGUGAGUUUGUUUCUUGCUCAGUUAUGAUUUUGAUAAAGAGCCAUGUCCGUGUACUGCCCUCCUCUUUUUAAGUCUUUGUGUCCACUUGGAGAGGCACAGAAGGUAACAAUGACAGCGAUCACGGGUGCCCCCCACUCCAGGUGGUGACAGCUGGCGGAGCGCCAUUCGGCGAGGUGUGAUGUCAGCAGAGCAUGCGUGCCGCCCUCGGGCCUGCGUGAACGUGCCUCGCCUCAGGCUCUUCUGCUCAGGUCCUACGUGCGGUAGCUCAUCUUAGGAGCUUCAGCCCUGAAGUAUUUGGAGUAUUCUGAAAUGACCUACACAGUCUGGAAGGGAAGAAGGGCCAGGAGAAACCCAUCGUGACGUAGUUAGAGCUGAGGUUGCCAGCUAGACCGAAUGACAGACAGAUGCUUGCGAGCGGCUGUCUUCCCAAAGCCCGGCACCUGCCCACGUCACAUUGGGAACGUGGGCUGGAACAUCUGUGUCCUACCCCCGCUGACCCGAGUGCCCCCUCCCCCGCGGCGGCGCCCCAGCGGCUUUGAGACAGUAAGCUGAGCGUCCAUGCUUUUGGGCUCCUGUUGGAUUUUAAUUUGAAUGUCUGGGUAUCUUAGAAUCAUUGUCAGGAACACUGAAAAAGGUAAACAAGCAGAUCAAACUUAAGAACCAGAUCUCUGCCAGAUUAAAAACAUUUGAAGCUUUUAACUCACUUUCUGAUGUUCAUUCAGUGCUCUGCGACCCAGCGCCCUCCGCGCGGCGCCUGCCCGGCAGCUGCUCACCUCCUCCCAACUCUGCCCUCCCCUCCCCAUGGCGGGCCUUGUCGUGUGCGCGCCAGUUCCCAGGACAGGGCACCUGCUGCUCACCUGCGCGGCGGCCAUUCAGCUGCUGCUGCGGCCUUCGUGGCGGUGUCGUCCGGAGUCCCGGAGAUUUGGGUUAGGGAGUGCGUGUGUGUGCGUGUGUGUGAAUGUGUGGGAGUCUGUGCGCAGAGGUACCUGUGUGGCUCAGAUUAAGUCCCGUGAUCAGCCACACGCGAUCUCAUCUGAAAUAGUGUUUGGAAAUGGGAGUGGUUUUGUCUUAUAUGCUCACGUGUCCAGAAUUUCAUUUAAUAAUGGAAGGAAAAUGUGUGGUUACUGGAAAAUGUGUACUGAUAGAGAAUUUCAUAAGAACUAUGUUGUUGGACAAAACAGCACUCUUUCUCAACCACUGCACAUCAGUUUCUGGAGAGACAAAAAUUCUGUACAUAUUUUGGAAUUUGAAGAAUCCUAUGUAAAUCAUUUGUUGCUUAAAUCUGUGAAAUACAAGUUUCUUUGGGGGAGUAUGCAUUUAUAAAUGUUGUGUAGAAGCAAGUGUUUUUAUUGUAUUAAUGUAAUUGUUUUUAAGUGUUGAGUGUCUUCAUUGCAAUAUGAAAUUCAUUAAAAAUCCAUGUUCCAUAA